Molecule: messenger RNA, 860 nt
Organism: Microcebus murinus (gray mouse lemur)
Lineage: Eukaryota; Metazoa; Chordata; Mammalia; Primates; Cheirogaleidae
Gene: DCXR
Product: dicarbonyl and L-xylulose reductase
Biological process (GO): glucose metabolic process; xylulose metabolic process
Molecular function (GO): carbonyl reductase (NADPH) activity; L-xylulose reductase (NADPH) activity
Source: RefSeq, a predicted model, not a curated record
GAAGUCCCGCGGCCGCCGCGCGCAGGGCGGAGACGGCCCAGCCAUGGACCUGGGGCUCGCGGGCCGCCGGGCGCUGGUCACUGGGGCGGGCAAAGGCAUCGGGCGCGCCACGGUGCAGGCGCUGCACGCGGCGGGCGCGCGGGUGGUGGCCGUGAGCCGGACCCAGGCCGACCUGGACAGCCUCGUCCGCGAGUGCCCAGGGGUGGAGCCCGUGUGCGUGGACCUGGGCAACUGGGAGGCCACGGAGCGGGCGCUGAGCAGUGUGGGUCCGGUGGACUUGCUGGUAAACAAUGCCGGUGUGGCCCUGCUUCAGCCCUUCCUGGAGGUCACCAAGGAGGCCUGUGACACGUCCUUUGAUGUUAACCUUCGGGCUGUCAUCCAGGUGUCCCAGAUCAUGGCCAAAGGUUUAAUUGCUCGGGGAGCCCCAGGGGCCAUCGUGAAUGUCUCCAGCCAGGCCUCCCAGCGUGCGGUGACUAACCACAGUGUAUACUGUUCCACCAAGGGUGCCCUGGACAUGCUGACCAAGGUGAUGGCCCUAGAGCUCGGGCCCCACAAGAUCCGUGUGAAUGCAGUGAACCCCACAGUGGUGAUGACACCCAUGGGCAAGGCCAACUGGAGUGACCCCCACAAGGCCAAGACCAUGCUGGACCGAAUCCCACUUGGCAGGUUUGCUGAUGUGGAGAACGUGGUGGAUGCCAUCCUCUUCCUGCUGAGUGACCGAAGCAGCAUGACCACAGGCUCCACUUUGCCUGUGGACGGGGGCUUCCUGGCCACCUGAGCCCCCUCCCACACACACCUCAGCCCCAUGCUAAGCCCGCCCCUGUCCUCCAUCCCUCCAAUAAACUUGAUUCUCCUGCCCA